Pseudoliparis swirei is the source of this 3411-nucleotide messenger RNA. It is a transcript of the gene lonp2, whose product is annotated as lon peptidase 2, peroxisomal. The transcript has 17 exons. Gene Ontology annotation, molecular function: ATP hydrolysis activity; ATP binding; serine-type endopeptidase activity. Gene Ontology annotation, cellular component: peroxisomal matrix. Bases 215 to 2740 code for a protein of 841 amino acids. The record is from RefSeq and is a predicted model, not a curated record. Gene Ontology annotation, biological process: protein processing; protein catabolic process; protein quality control for misfolded or incompletely synthesized proteins. NCBI's taxonomy places the organism in Eukaryota, Metazoa, Chordata, Actinopteri, Perciformes, Liparidae.
GAAAAAAAACACGUUUUAAUUUCAGAAACAAUAUCCUUAAACCCGUGGGUCGUUUAAACCCGUAGUAAGCUCAAUUACGUGUUUGGCUGGUCAGUGAGCCUUUUAUUUUGAAAAACACGACGCGGAAGUCUUAUGUUUACUCUCGCCUGGUCCGUUGGACUGCGUACAGGAGUUGUGUCAUAGGCAGCAACCUGGUCCCUGGAUACAACGGAUAAUGGCACCCGGCGGUGGAAUCCAGAUACCGAGCCGCCUCCCGCUGCUGCUGACCCACGAAGGGGUGCUCCUCCCCGGCUCCACCGUGAGGUUCAGCGUGGACUCUCCGCGGAACAUGCACCUGGUCAGCCAGCGGCUGCUGAAGGGGACGUCUCUGAGAAGCACAAUCAUAGGAGUGAUCCCCAACACCAGAGACCCAGAUCACGACACCGACGACCUGCCCUCCCUGCACAAAAUCGGUACAGCAGGGAUAGCGGUGCAGGUGGUGGGCAGCAACUGGCCAAAGCCCCACUACACCCUCCUCAUCACUGGAUUGUGCCGCUUCAGGGUGUCAAGUCUGCUAAAGGAGCGACCCUUUGUCCUGGCAGAGGUGGAGCAGUUGGAUAAACUGGAGCAUUACAUAACCCCAGUAACGGAGCGGGCCACGGCCGAAGAUGGAGAUCUCGGGGAGCUGUCCUACAAUUUCUACCAGGCUGCUGUAAAGCUGUUAGGUAUGUUGGACAUGUCCGUUCCAGUGGUGGCUAAGUUCAAGCGUCUGUUGGACAGUCUGCCCAGAGAAACUCUUCCUGAUGUGGUCGCCUCCAUGAUCCGCACCUCGAACAAGGAAAAGCUCCAGCUCCUGGAUGCGCUGACCUUGGAGGAGCGAUUUAAGAAGGCUCUGCCCUUGUUGAGCAGACAGAUAGAGGGACUGAAGCUGCUGAAGAAAACCAGGAAGUCAAGUCCUAACAAUGAGAAGAGGGUGCCAUCGGUGCGUAAAGGUGGCGUCUUACGGCAGUUCAGCCGAGAUGAGGAGGCUGAAGAUGAGGAUGAUGAUGACACUGCAGUCUUGGAGAAGAAGAUCCACGAGGCCAAGAUGCCUGAAGCUGCGUUCAAAGUUUGCCUCAAAGAGCUCAAGAGGAUGAAGAAGAUGCCUCAGUCCAUGCCAGAAUUUGCCCUGACCAGAAACUACUUGGAUUUGAUGGUAGAGUUGCCAUGGAGCAGAAGCACCACAGACUGCCUGGACAUCCCAGCUGCUCGCACUCUAUUGGACAACGAUCACUACGCCAUGGACAAGCUGAAGCGGCGCGUGCUGGAGUACCUGGCCGUCCGGCAGCUGAAGACGUCUCUGAAGGGACCCAUCCUUUGCUUUGUGGGGCCCCCGGGAGUUGGUAAGACCAGUGUCGGACGCUCCAUAGCUAGGACCCUGGGCAGAGAGUUCUACCGCAUCUCUUUGGGAGGCGUCUGUGACCAGUCUGACAUCCGUGGACACAGGCGGACCUAUGUCGGGAGCAUGCCCGGACGCAUUAUCAACGGUCUGAAGACGGUGGCUGUAAAUAAUCCCGUGUUCCUCCUGGACGAGGUGGACAAGCUGGGGAAGAGUCUGCAGGGAGACCCCGCGGCCGCCCUGCUGGAGGUACUGGACCCGGAGCAGAACCACAGCUUCACAGACCAUUACCUCAACGUGGCCUUUGACCUCUCCCAGGUGCUCUUUAUUGCCACUGCAAACACCACGGCGACCAUUCCCCCUGCCCUGCUGGACAGGAUGGAGGUGCUGCAGGUCCAAGGGUACACUCAGGAGGAGAAGGUGGAGAUCGCUCACCGCCAUCUGAUCCCAAACCAGCUGGAGCAGCAUGGGUUAACACCGCAGCAGCUGCAUAUACCACAGGACACCACACGCGCUCUAAUCAGCAGUUACACCCGUGAGGCGGGUGUGCGCUCCCUCGAGAGGAAGUUCGGGGCCGUCUGCAGAGCGGUGGCUGUGAAGGUCGCUGAAGGUCACGGAGUCAUCGCGACGGAGGCUCCGACCGCCGAGUGUCCGGCGCAGCAGACGGACAAGGCCGCCCCCCCGGAGAUGCCCAUAGUGAUCGACAGCGUUGCCCUGAAGGACAUCCUGGGUCUUCCUCCGUUUGAAAUGGAGGUGUCUGAGAGGCUCACCCUGCCAGGUGUGGCGGUGGGUCUGGCCUGGACGCCACUCGGUGGGGAGAUUCUGUUCGUGGAGGCCAGUCGGAUGGAGGGAGAAGGUCAGCUAACUUUGACCGGUCAGCUUGGAGACGUUAUGAAGGAAUCCGCCCAUCUGGCUAUCAGCUGGCUCCGAGCGAACGCUAAAACCUACCAGCUGACCAACAUGGUGGGCGGUCCAGACCCGCUGGAAGGGACCGACAUCCACCUCCACUUCCCAGCUGGAGCCGUCACCAAGGAUGGCCCCUCUGCAGGUGUUACCAUAGUAACCUGCCUAGCCUCACUGUUUAGCGGCCGAUUGGUCAGAUCAGACGUCGCCAUGACGGGAGAGAUCACGCUGAGAGGGCUGGUGCUGCCGGUGGGCGGGAUCAAGGACAAGGUGCUGGCGGCCCACAGGGCGGGAGUGAAGUGCGUCAUCCUUCCCCUGCGCAACAAGAAGGACCUGGAGGAGCUUCCAGCCAAUGUCCGGGCCGACCUGGACUUUGUCCCCGCCGCCAACCUGGACCAGGUGCUGAACGCCGCCUUCGAUGGGGGGUUUCCAGGGACGGCCGGCGCCCACACCCAGCCUCAGCUGACCAGCAAACUGUAACACGCCGAUGAAAACACACACACAGUCAUCGUGUCAUGUGACGGCUGUGUUCCUCAAUAGACCAAACAGAGAAGUAAUUUGAGAUAAAUUAAGCAACAAUCUGUUGUGUGAGGUUGUCCUGGUUUUCACAUCAUAUUGUGAAUCACAUAUUGUGAAUGUGAUGGUGUAAAUGCAUUGAAAUGAUAUGGUGGGCAAAAAGGAAACGGGAUGGACCCAAAUGCAGAGAGACACAGGGGUAGAAGCAUGAAUAACAGUGAUUUUAAUAAACAUAUCCAAAUCAAAAUGUACAAAGUAGGGGAGCCAUGAAUGACUAUCGGAAAAACCCAACCGGCAAACCAGGAUGGGCAAAAUGACCCAACACAGGAUCCGGUAAUGCCGACAUGUCCACAAGCAACACCGACAGGAACAUAGCAGAGGAGUCAACAACCAGAAGACACACACACGGGAUCACAGGGGGGGAAACAUGAAGGCUGCGGUCGAAUAGUCAAAAAUGUACCUCCUAAUUGUCUAUUCCUAACCACUCUUCCUUGACCUCUGUUGAAAACGUCUCAGGGGUCAAAGGGAAGAUGGGACGGACAAUUCAUGAGGAGUUAGGAAAAGACCACGGUGGUAUUCACAUGUGCCUGUGUUCCCUAUGCUAAAGCGGCUAAUAAAGGAAGCAUUGAAGCACC